Pieris rapae (cabbage white) is the source of this 3813-nucleotide messenger RNA. RefSeq lists its product as uncharacterized. The transcript is spliced from 2 exons. Gene Ontology annotation, biological process: DNA integration. Bases 1 to 3738 code for a protein of 1245 amino acids. NCBI's taxonomy places the organism in Eukaryota, Metazoa, Arthropoda, Insecta, Lepidoptera, Pieridae. The record is from RefSeq and is a predicted model, not a curated record. Gene Ontology annotation, molecular function: nucleic acid binding.
AUGGAUUUGGUGGAUAGGUUACAGUUGCGUAUUUUCCCUGCUAGCGGGAGUAUAUUUGGUGUAGGUGGCUCUAAGGUUGCUGGUUUGCGGGGACAAGUUACACUUACUUUUUCUCCUGUUCAAUGCUCUCAGCCACAGAUUACAAUUUCUGCCAUAAUUUUAGAUACUGUUAUGGGCAGACACCCACUUGUUAAAUUACCAUCGGAGAUAUUAGAUUUUACACGUAGUCUAAACUUAGCGGAUUGUACAUUUCAUAUUCCAGGUCAAAUCGAUUUGCUACUCGGAGCAGAAGUUUUGGGAAUGCUGCGGCUAAGUAAAAGCACACUUUUACAACCAGCGGGUUUAGUAGCAGUCACAACUGAUUUUGGUGAUGUCAUUAUGGGUCCUGUGUUUCCAAUAGAAUCUCUUAGCGUUGAAGAUGGUAACUUGUGUGUGGGACUCUCACUUGCUGAAGCCAUUCAACGGUUUUGGGAAGUCGAAGAGCCUCCCACAGCGGCUCGUGAAAAUCCGGAGCACCAAGAAUGUGAAUUGUUUUUUCAGAAUAACACUGGUCGUCUCCGUUCGGGUAGGUUUGUCACGAGGUUACCUUUUUUACCAUCCCGACCACCUUUGGGUCACUCCAGGUCUUUAGCUGAGAAAAGGUUAACAUCCAUGGAGAGACGAAUGAAAAGAGAUUCUACUUUUCGUGCUAAGUAUAUAGAGUUUAUGGACGAGUACUUUAAGCUCGGACAUAUGUCAGUUUCUGAUUAUGAUUGGCGCACACAGGAGCACUACUUCAUUCCACAUCAUGCUGUGUUUAAAGGUGGUAAAAUAAGAGUGGUUUUUGAUGGCUCAGCGCCUACUUCCAAUGGAGUUUCUUUAAAUCAAUGUUUGCAUUCGGGCCCAAAGUUACAUCGUGACAUUGGUGAUAUUUUAACAAAUUUUAGAAGACAUCAGAUUGUAUUUGUUGCAGAUAUUAAAAUGAUGUUUAGGCAAACUGUAAUUCAUACUGAUGACCGUUGCUAUCAACUUAUCUUGUGGCGUGAGAAGGAAUCCGAUCCAGUUACAGUAUUUGAAUUAAAUACCAAUACUUACGGACUCAGAUCAAGUCCUUAUAUUGCUAUUCGUACAUUGUUAGAAUUGGCUGAGCGAGAACGUUUGCAAUUUCCAAGAGCAGCUGAUGUUUUGAAUAGUGAUGUUUUCGUUGAUGACAUUUGCACUGGAGCUGCAAAUGAGAAAGAAGCCUUGAUACUACGCGAUGAGCUAAUUGGGAUUCUUAAGGCUGGUGGAUAUGAGUUAAGGAAAUGGGUGUCUAACUCACAAGCUGUUCUUGCUGGUUUACCCGAGGAUCAUCAACAACAUCCAUAUAUUUUUCAGAACGUGGACAACCCUGACGCUGUUGCAGUAUUAGGUAUUCAGUAUCAACCGUUAGGUGAUAUAUUUACCUUUCGAGUGCAAGACAUAGAUGUAAUUAAAUCUUGGACAAAGCGUGUAGUACUUUCAACUGUAGCCAGGAUAUACGAUCCUAAUGGAUGGUUAGCUCCAGUUGUUUUUUGGGCAAAAUGUUUUAUACAAAAGCUUUGGUUACAAGGAUUAACAUGGGAUGCCCCUUUAGUUGGUGAAUUGUUAAGUGUUUGGGUUAGGUUUGUUUCGUCGCUUCCUGAAAUUCAAUUGAUUAAAAUUGAUAGGUCUUUAUUGCCACCAGGGAAAUGCAUAGUGGAUAUUCAUGGUUUUUGUGAUGCAUCGGAAAGUGGUUAUGCUGCUGCAGUUUAUAUUCGUUCUGUCAAUCAAUCUGGUGUUGUAACGGUUAAACUAGUUAUGGCAAAGAGUAAGGUUGCACCGGUAAGAACACGCUUAACAAUUCCUAAAUUAGAGUUAUCAGGUGCUGUUCUAUUGACACGUUUGAUAAACCAUGUUAAAUCCAUUUUUGGCCAAAAAAUGAAUAUUCAGAAGUGUUUUGCUUGGACUGAUAGUCAGAUAGUUCUUGCAUGGCUGCAAGCGUCAGUUCAUGUUUUGGAAGUAUUUGUGGCCAAUAGGGUUUGUCAAAUUCAGCAAUCUGUCGUGACCUUGGAUUGGAGGCAUGUACCGGGAGAACUUAAUCCGGCAGACUGUGCAUCUCGAGGUUGUGAGGCUCCAGUAAUAUUAGACCAUCCCUUAUGGUGGGCUCCAGGUUGGCUGUACCAACCCGAAAAUUGUUGGCCUCGCAUUAAAACGGAACUUGUUGAGCCUCUUCCGGGUUUAAGAGUUAUUUCUCUUGUCGUUCAGGAAUCGAUAGAAAACUUAGACCCGUUACUCGCAAGGUUUAGUUCAUUAGACAAAUUGAUUGGAGUGACCGCCUGGAUUAGGAGGUUUAUUUAUAAUUCAAGGAAUCCAACAAUUAAGAAUAUGUCAAAUGUAUUAUCACCAGAUGAAAGAAAUGAAUCCUUAUUAUUCUGGGUUCGUUAUAUCCAAGCUAAGCAUUUUGAAACAGUCUUUGCUACUCUAAAAGGACAAGGUAAAUUAAAGGGAUCUGUUGCUCGGCUGAAUCCAUUUAUUGAUGAUAAGGGUUUGUUACGCGUAGGUGGGAGAUUACGCCAUUCAGAACUACCUUAUAAUCAUAAACAUCCGCUUCUCCUUCCUAAUCGAACUCCAUUGGGAGAUUUGAUAAUUACUGACAGACACGAAAAGAAUGCACAUGUUGGCUUAAAUACACUUUUGGCUAUUAUUCAUCAACAAUUUUGGAUUUUGUCAGCCAGGAGGGCUAUUCGAAAUGUUAUUUUUAAGUGUAUUCCUUGUUAUCGACUUAAAGCAUCCUUGACUCAACCACAAAUGGGAGAUUUGCCUCCAGAUCGCAUUACUGCUGCUAGACCCUUCUCUGGUGUAGGCACCGAUUUUGCUGGGCCAUUUUCCAUCAAGGUUUCAUCAUUGCGAAACGCCAAGAUCGUAAAAGGGUACCUCUGUGUCUUUGUCUGUCUUGUUACAAAAUCCGUAUACCUGGAGGUGGUGUCAUCACUUAGUACUGAAGCUUUUAUCGCUUGUUUGUCUCGUUUUGUUAGUCGUCGAGGAUUACCAAACUUGAUUCGCUCCGACUGUGGGACAAAUUUUAAGGGCAGUGAACGUUACCUCGGAGAAGUUUAUAAGUUUUUGACUGAAAACCAACUGCCUAUCGAAAGUUCACUUUCUCGUCGUGGAAUUAAAUGGAAAUUUAGUCCGGCUGGAUAUCCAUCUUGGGGUGGAAUAUUUGAGGCUGUAGUGAAGGUGGCCAAAACACAUAUACGACGAAUUAUAGGAGAAUCAGUUCUUACAUAUGAAGAACUAGCCACAGUCUUUUGUAACAUUGAAUCUGUUUUGAACUCACGACCACUUUGUCCUAUAACUUCGGACCCAAAUGAUCUAGAAGCUUUAACUCCUGGACAUUUUUUGAUUGGGGCUCCUCUCAAUGCGUUACCUGAAUAUCCAUUUGUGGACACACCAAUAAAUCGGCUCUCACGUUUCCAACUGCUACAACAAUUAUCUCAGAGUUUUUGGAAACGUUUUAAUAUAGAAUAUCUCCAUUUAUUGCAGCAACGAGUUCGUUGGAUAGAUAAAACAGAUCCGCCUAAGGUUGGGGACUUGGUUCUUAUCAAAGAACCAAAUAUGCCACCAUUAUCUUGGAGACGCGGUCGCAUUAUUAAACUAUUCCCGGGUGCAGAUGGUACCCCACGAGUCGCCGAGGUCCGCGUUGGGGAAUCGGUUUUAAAAAGAGCCGUGGCCUGCUUGUCACGUCUUCCAGUGGCAUAACCUUUGCUACCAGCCUCCGGUUUUGGACUCAGUCAUGUUAAGCCUGACUGGGACGGGGGACUGUUCGGAAUAGAA